Seminavis robusta is the source of this 621-nucleotide messenger RNA. NCBI's taxonomy places the organism in Eukaryota, Bacillariophyta, Bacillariophyceae, Naviculales, Naviculaceae. The record is from the annotation of a GenBank genome assembly.
AUGAUGCCUCUUCGACUUUCAACAACGCUUCUUUUGGUGGCAUCGCUCGUUCAAGGAGCUUUCUCUUUCAGCACGCCUCAUGCUAGAUUGGCCGCCCGAUUGGCAUCACCAUCAGCACAUCCUUCACUCGUUCUAUACAUGUCUGAUGGCGGCGAAGAUGCAGCAGCAGCAGAAGAUGUUCCGCCACCAAAACCAGGCAAAGAACCGGUGGAUCCCAUGCCACCCGCCCAAAUGAUGAAGACUCCACCGUCGCCACCACCCAAACGUUUGGAUCCACUCUUGGCCAGUCUGACACGGGUAGAUCCCAACGCAUCCAGUAGUAGUGCCGAAACACCCACCACCAAGAUCCCACUCUUGGGAGAAGUUACCAUGGACAAGAGUCUCUUUGUGGUGCUGCCAACGGUGGCCUUUGCGGUGCUAGGAUUUCUGUUGACAUUUGUGGUAGCCUACAAUUCACGGGAUGUCUUUGUCAAUUCCAUUGAUGCAUGGAAUGAUUCUGUAAUGAAUCCACCCAGCAAAGUGAUUGACCCAAAUGAAUGCCGAGGGCUCUGCAGUACCCAGGAGCAAGAUUUGGAGGGACUCAAGAGCUUUAUGAACGGCUUGGGUGGCCAGAAAAAAUAA